AAAUUUAUUAACUAGUGGAAAUAACAAGUUUAUUUUAUUUUUCAUGUACAGGUUACAUCCAGAGACGUUUGGUCAAGGCCAUGGAGGGUCUGAUGGUUGCAUAUGACGGCACAAUCAGAAACUCCAACAAUCAGAUGAUCCAGUUGAGAUAUGGAGAGGAUGGAAUGGAUGGUGCUGCUAUCGAAUUCCAGAACAUGCCUACAAUAAAGCCAACCAAUUCUGCUUUUGAAAAGAAGUUCCACUUUGACUGCUCCAAUGAGAGGCGUCUCCGUCGUUAUCUGCAGGAAGAUGUUGUGCGAGACCUUUGUAGCAGUGCCGCUGCCUUGCAGGAUCUGGAAACAGAAUUUAGUCAAUUGCAGGAAGACAGAGAGAUUCUUCGUAAAAUUAUUCCUUCUGGGAACUCUAAGGUGGCAUUGCCAGUGAAUCUUGGCCGUUUGAUUUGGAAUGCGCAAAAGACCUUUCAUCUGACGAACAGAACACCAAGUGACCUUCACCCCCUCAGAGUGACUGAAGGUACAAGAACCUAGUUGGAAAUUGACAAAUGUUAUUUUGCCUCGUCUUGGGUACCACAUAAUGAUCUCAAAAUGUGGAGAGACAAAACAGUGAACAAUGAAUAAAGAUGGAAGGUUUAUCUCUUUAUUGAGGACUGACAGUAAAUAUAGAAUGGAUUGGCAAAAUGCUGUCAAUACAAUUAAGAUUUUCGAUGAGAGACGCGCGUCAGGGGACAGUCAAAAAGCAUGUGAAAGUGUUAUAUUGCUCACCAUGCAAACUUCUUUAAACAACAUCCUUCACCAGAAAUGUGUGGGUUAUU
Molecule: messenger RNA, 811 nt
Organism: Orbicella faveolata
Lineage: Eukaryota; Metazoa; Cnidaria; Anthozoa; Scleractinia; Merulinidae
Product: DNA-directed RNA polymerase II subunit RPB1-like
Biological process (GO): transcription by RNA polymerase II
Cellular component (GO): RNA polymerase II, core complex
Molecular function (GO): DNA binding
Source: RefSeq, a predicted model, not a curated record